Molecule: messenger RNA, 1082 nt
Organism: Hymenoscyphus albidus
Lineage: Eukaryota; Fungi; Ascomycota; Leotiomycetes; Helotiales; Helotiaceae
Source: the annotation of a GenBank genome assembly
CAGUUUUUGUGCUUCCAUCGAAAAUCCCCGGAUUCUUUGCUGUGUUUUGGAAGUAAGCUUAUUUUUUUUUAUAUUACCUACGAGAGCGAAUCGCGCGGGAAAGAGAGAAUUCUGUACAUUUGUACAUUUGUAAGGAAGGGGAAGGUUACAAACAGCCAGACAGACACACGAAAGCGACGCAAACGCAUCAGCCACCUCACCUCACCUUCUGGCUACGCGAGUGCUGGAGAAGAGAUUCCUCGUUACAUCAUCAUUCAUUGAGACUGCGCGAGACGAGCUAAGCUAAGCUGCUACGAGAGAAGAAGCUUGAACCUGCUAAGGGUCCGCGACUUCCAAGAAGCUUCUCCCUUCUAUUCUCCUUUACAUCAACACCACAACACCACCAAACAAAACAAAACAAAACACCCCAUCAAGAUGUCGCACAUCUACCCUCGAGACACAACCUGCUACCGCAACGUCAGAAACUUGUAUGUCCCUCCUCCCAACACCCUCCAUCACAAAAAACCCAACCAACUAACAUCCCCCCAGCGACGGCACCCGCUCCCGCGUCUCCUACCGCUGCUCCGCCUGGCAACGCUACGGCCGCUGGAUCGUCACCGGCGUCCUCCUCUCCCUGUCGAUCUUCUGCCUCAUCACGUACAUGAUCCUCUCGCGCAAACGCAAGCGCGCGCGUAUGCUGAAUAUGCAUACCCAGCCACCGCUGGCGCCCAAUGGCGGGUAUGGUGGGUAUGCGUUGCCGGGUCAGCAGUAUGGGCAGCAGCAACAGAAUGGAUAUGGACAGCAGCAGUACGCGCCCCCGCCCGGUGCGCCGCCGGGGUAUGGACAGGGAGGGGCGAAUGAGGGGUAUUAUGGGCAGCAGGGGGGUGUGGUACAGCCGGGGAAUGUGUAUUCGAAGUAGAGGGGGAUAAUGUAGGAAGGAGGAGGGGAGGGGAUAUGAAAUUUGAACGUUGAGGGAAAUAAGUGGAUCUGAAUGAUGGAGUUGAUGAAUUGAGGUUAUGGAUAUGAUAUGAUAUGAUAUUGAUUCCAUGGAUACGAGGAACAUUGGCGUAAAGUGCAUGGCAGGGGUUUCGUUGAAUUGAAAG